AUGUCCACUCCAGACCAGAGCCACUACGAACUAGGUCGUUCCUAUGUUCUGGUGAACCACAGACACUCCCUUUCGACACAUCUGCCGGUAGUUUUGUCCGGAAAUGAGGUCCACAGGCAAACCGCGGACUUGGCCUCGAUUGGUGUUGUUGGAGACGAUCAGGAAGACGAUACGGGCUUUCUGGACGAGUACGUAUCAGAACAGGAACCCAUUCCCAUUGGCGAAGGUUCGCUGAAAAGCUUGAAAGAGCCGAUUUGGGAAGAUAGGUCCAGCAGCCUGCAUUCUCGUGAUCUGGCUCAAGAAGACGCAGAGUCCACCACGCCGCUAGUGGACAAAAACAAGAAAUUCUAUGUUGAUCUGGAUACUGUGGGCGAGGCUGGACCGGUCUACGGCUCCAUGGGUCCCGAUGCAAACUGGGCAGGCCGCCUAGAACAAGGUCCUUUGGACGCUGUUCCCCCAAAACCUUCUAUUAGAACACACUUGCUACGGCCUGUGCAAUACCUUCCAGCCGUGUUCUUGGGUGUGCUUUUGAACGUCUUGGACGGUCUUUCCUACGGUAUGAUCAUGUUUCCCAUUGGCGAGGCCUUGUUUGCAGACAUGGCACCUGCUGGUCUUUCGAUGUUCUACAUUUCCACCAUCGUGUCGCAAUUGGUGUACUCUCUCGGAGGCUCUGCUUUUAAAGCUGGUAUCGGCUCGGAAAUGAUUGAGGUGACGCCGUUUUUUCAUACUAUGGCGUUUUCCAUUCAGGCAGACAUGAAAAGCGGUUCACCAGACGUGGCGAAAGAAGCUAUCAUUGCAACCACAUUUGUCUCCUUCGCUGUAUCGGCUGUUGUCACAGGUAUCGUGUUCUUCCUCCUCGGUAAACUUCGACUCGGUGCCUUAGUCGGGUUCUUUCCAAGACACAUCUUGGUCGGAUGUAUCGGUGGUGUGGGUUACUUUUUGAUUGUUACAGGCAUUGAAGUCUCCUCGAGACUAGAAGGUGGUAUUCGCUACGACUGGGAAACAGCCAAGCUCAUUUUUGGAAACUACAUUACCCUUAUGCAAUGGCUUCUUCCAGUUCUUCUCACAGUGGUGCUUAUUUUUCUCCACAAGCGCAUCCACCACUCGCUUCUUGUGCCGGUGUACUUCAUCCUUGUAUUUGUGGUCUUCCAUAUUGUGGUUGCUCUUGUCACGAACUGGGAUCUCGACAAGGCCAGAAACUACGGUUGGGUCUUCCCCGCUGUGGUCAACCACGAUCCUUGGUAUGCUCAUUACAGCUACUUGCGGCCUUCUCUUAUUGACUGGAUGGCCAUCACCAAACAGUUCCCCAAGAUGUUGGCUCUCACAUUUUUUGGCAUUUUGCAUGUUCCCAUCAAUGUUCCAGCGCUCGCUGUGACAGUGGGAAUGGACCAGUUCGACGUCGAUCGUGAAUUGGUUGCCCAUGGUUUUUCAAACGCUAUUUCAGGCCUCAUUGGCUCCGUUCAAAACUAUCUUGUCUACACGAAUUCUGUACUCUUCAUCAGAGCCGGUGCAGAUGAUAGACUUGCAGGAGUGCUUCUCGCCAUAGCAACAGCUUGUGUAAUGAUGGCAGGUCCAGUGGUUAUUGGCUACAUUCCUGUCUGCGUUGUUGGCUCUCUUAUUUUCCUUUUGGGCUAUGAACUUUUGAAGGAGGCUAUAUACGAUACCUGGGGCCGUCUUCGCAAGAUCGAAUACUCCACAAUUAUUAUCAUUGUUGUUGUCAUGGGUGCCUGGGAUUUCGUGUACGGUAUUUUGGCAGGUAUCUUGCUUGCUUGUUUACUAUUCGUCAUUGAAGCUGCUAGAAGACCAGUUGUCAGAGGCAUCUACACCGGUGUGGUUGCUCGUUCGACUGUCUUGAGACAUCCAAAACAGCAGGAGUUUUUGAAGGACGUGGGCAACCAGAUUUGUGUUGUCAAGCUCCAAGGAACAUUAUUCUUUGGGUCUAUCGGUGGUGUUGAAAAGACCAUCAGAGCUCGCUUUGAGCAUGGAAAGUUCAACUUGAACCCCAUCAAGUUUCUCAUCAUCGAUAUGAAGGGUGUGGAUUCCAUUGACUUCUCUGCUGCUGAAGGUUUCAGAAGAAUCCUCAACUUGACACGAGAAUUCCAAACACAGCUUAUUAUCUCUUCUGUGGAAGAAAAUGACGAUAGUGUUACCGCAUUGCGAGACGCUGGUCUCUGGGACUGUGUCAAAUCGUCCUCCCAAACGCUUCAGGUCCAGAUGUUCAGCACAUUGAACUAUGCUCUUGAGUGGUGUGAAAACUCAUUCUUGAAAACUUACACCAAUCUUCAAGGUCUGACGCAUAGUGGAAAUCAUAGAAUGGCCUUGAGAGGUGUACCCUCGUCAAACAACCCAGACAAGCGUCAUCAUAGCAUGAGCAAGCUGGUGAUGCAGAAUUAUCCUCUCAAUUUCGGUACUCCAAGGACAAAGCAGAUCUACCAAGCCGCUACAAGGACAGCCAAUGAUGAGCAAAAAAUUCAACACAGGUACUACCUGAGCUCGGACUCCUCAUUUAAGAAGCAGCCAUUACCAUUGAUCAUGAUCACUUUUGGCGACCUCUCGAAUAAGGAUGAGAAGUUUUGGUCCAAGCUUGCCCCAUACUUCACGAAGGAGACCAUUCCUUCAGAUAUGUGUUUUUACGACACGAGCUGCAAGAGACCUUCCUUCUUCAUUCUCGAGUCAGGACUUGUGAGACAAAUCUGUAAGUUCGAAAGUGACGAUCGAGAAUUGCACUCCAGCAUUUUGCCCAACACUGCCUUUGGUGAUCUCCUUGAACUCAGUCAAUACAGACAAAUCACCUACACAACUGUUGUCGAAACUGUGGCAUGGCGUUUGAGUGAAAGGAAGAUCAAAGAGCUUCUCAAGACAAACGAGGGACAAAUCGUCUACAGUGAGCUUUUACAUGUGCAGACGAAGUUGUCUAAGGAGCGGUUCGAUUCUUUAACAGCGAACCUUGUGCUUUCAGCAUAG
This is a messenger RNA of Candidozyma duobushaemuli, 2964 nucleotides long. RefSeq lists its product as uncharacterized. Gene Ontology annotation, cellular component: membrane. Lineage: Eukaryota; Fungi; Ascomycota; Pichiomycetes; Serinales; Metschnikowiaceae. The record is from RefSeq and is a predicted model, not a curated record. The transcript has a single exon. Bases 1 to 2964 code for a protein of 987 amino acids.